Molecule: messenger RNA, 839 nt
Organism: Argentina anserina (silverweed cinquefoil)
Lineage: Eukaryota; Viridiplantae; Streptophyta; Magnoliopsida; Rosales; Rosaceae
Exons: 5
Coding region: 139-720 (193 amino acids)
Source: RefSeq, a predicted model, not a curated record
AGUUUCUUUCUGGUACUCGUUACUUGUCCCAGACUCUAAACACAAAUCCCAGUUUAAAAUUUAUGCUUCAAAACCAUGUUCUCCAAGGAUUGAGAAGCACCAAAGUCAUUCGAAUUUGAAUACAGACGACAAUCGCAAAUGUAUCCUGAGGUCAGAGUGAGGGUGCAGCAAGAAAAUCAUAUAUCUCCACAAAAUGAUCACAGAAGAAUACCAGUGACUAAGUUCCCUGAUGAAUCUGCAUCUAUAUCAGUGAAGAUGAUUCAAGGCUGUUAUCCACCAUUGAAACCCAGAAUCAUGAAGGCUUAUGUACCUAAGAUACCAGCAACACAGUCACUUUCUUCAUCCAAAGUUUAUAAGACCAGACAACUUGAGAAGCAGGAUGCAAAACCAGAUGUUAGAGCUUGUUCUGCAGUAGUGCUACGUCCUCGCGCGGUUUUAUCGAGUCCUGACAAUGAUGGGAUGAUUGGAGUAGUGAACAAGCUAACUGAUAAGAAACCUUCUGCUGUCAAGGUGCAUAACUCAAAGGAGAGGGUACCAGUUGCUAAGAGCCCACAGACCAAGACAUCUUCAAGUCCUGUGAGCAUGACCAAAGGUUCAAAUAGAGCAGGGUUUAACAAGACAGGUCUUGUGCAAAGUAAAGUGCAAAAAACCAUGAUGGGAAAACAGCAGCAAGCGAGUGUAGGAAAACUUGGAGUAGAGAAAUCAAGUUUCACUACCUAAGCAUAUCUGUUUAACUAAUCAGACUGAACUAAUUUGGAGAUGUCAAAUGACAUGCUUCUUUGAAUUGUGUUUUGAAGGUGUGGUUGUAUUGUCCUUUUGGGUUUCAAUACAAUUAAGUU